This is a messenger RNA of Monascus purpureus, 3606 nucleotides long. The record is from the annotation of a GenBank genome assembly. NCBI's taxonomy places the organism in Eukaryota, Fungi, Ascomycota, Eurotiomycetes, Eurotiales, Aspergillaceae.
AUGAGCUCGUCCCUUCCUUCGUUGCCUAGGUCACAUACUUGGAGUACCGCCACCCAUCGCAAGGAAAGCCAAGAUGCCAAUUUCCCACCAAUUUCGUCUAGGAACACUCAGGGGUCUACCAGCACGUCCAACCGCAGCGUCGAAGCUUCAGAGAAAUCGCCACCAGCCACACGCGCGAAGAGUGGAAACAUAUCGAUUGAGCAAUCAGUAAGAACGUUUCGCAUUUUCGAAAUUCUACGGAGCGGAGAUACCACUGCAAUAUCAAAGGCCCUCAAGGAUUCCCAGUGCUCCCCAGAAGCUGGCGACCUAUCCGGAACCACCAUCCUACAUCUUGCUGUGCAAUGUGCUGAACCGACGGUGUUUGAGUAUAUUCUGUCAACAGGGGAAAAUGUCGACAUAAAUGCGCGUGACCGAGAUGGCAAUACACCUUUGCAUCUUGCCGCCCAGCUUGGAAGGCAGACGCUGGUGCGGGACCUGCUGAACCAACCCAACAUCAAUGACUCGAUCGUCAACUAUCGUGGUGAGACAGCUCUCGAUGUUGCGAGCACACCAGAUAUUUUUCAACAGCUUCAGCUUGCACGAUCAAUUUUUAUUGAUAACAAGAUACAGGAAAUCCAGUCCCUUGUGUCCCAGGGUGGUUAUGAGGCAUUGGAGAAGCUGUUGGAAGAGCCGCGAGUUGAAGGAAUCUUGGAUGUGAAUAGUUUGGAUUUCGUUACUGAUCGAGUCACGGUACAAACUGGUGGUACUCUGCUACAUGAAGGGGCGAGGAAAAAGGACACAAAACUCAUUCAACUAUUAUUAAUGCACGGGGCAGACCCUUUCCUCCGUGACAGGAAGGGCAAACUGCCACAGGAUGUCACCAAAGAUGACAAGACGCGAGCGAUACUGAAGAAGUCACCUGCUGCGGUUAUGGCUCAACGUGGAGUCCAAGAGAAGGCUAUUCUCGGGAAUACUGGAGGUCAAGGAGCUGGCAGGAUUUCUACUGGUGACCCGCAUCUUGCGGCAAGGGAAACUCGUGAGAUGAAAGGUUAUUUGAAAAAAUGGACCAAUUACACGAGCGGCUACAAGCUACGAUGGUUCGUACUCGAGGAUGGUGUCUUAAGUUACUAUAAGCAUCAAGAUGACGCUGGAUCCGCAUGUCGAGGUGCUAUCAAUAUGAAAAUUGCCAGACUCAGCAUGGACUCCCAGGAUAAGACGCGUUUCGAGAUCCACGGCAAAUCAUCAGUGAAAUAUCAUCUGAAAGCUAAUCAUGUUGCUGAGGCGAAACGCUGGUUUUGGACUUUGAACAAUGCCAUUCGAUGGGCGAAAGAUGAAGCAGAAGAGGAAGAGAGGCGCCAAACAAAGAACGCUGAAGUUCUUCGCCAGGCAAAGAUCGAUCAGAUUGAAGGACGGACUCCGGACACUCUAUCCGAUUCAGCGCCAAUUUGCAUCGCGAAGACUAGUAGCAAAGGCCUGGCGCCUCCAUCUCUCAGUAAGACGGAGAGUAACGCCACGAAAUUUAGCGCACAUCCAUCGCGCACGACAUUGGAGAGCAUGCCUGGAGACGACGAUCCUUCAAUACACGGUUCAUAUGACCCGAGUGCUGCUCAAAGUGAUGUGAAUAGGGCUGUCAGUGCUAAUUUUGAAGCUGAUGAUGAUGAUGAAGAAUAUGGAGACUACGCAUCCAGUCGUGAGGCGCACCCAAUAGAUAAGGACGCUCUGGAUAUCACAGCCCAGGCCGUCAAACUCCAACUUGAACUCCUCGGCAACGUUGCUUCCUCGUUGCAAGCAGAGAAAUCGAAGAACCCGAACACACCUUUGUCCGAUUCAAGGAUCGAAAACGCUAUAGCUACUUACGCUGAAGCCGUGGACAGUCUCAAGAGUCUAAUACACAACCUAUUCCAAUUAUCCCGAGAUAGAGAUGCCUACUGGCAUUCCCGAUUAAAUCGGGAGGAAUAUUUACGUAAAAUGUGGGAGGAGAGUAUGGCAAAAGUAGCACAGGAGCAUGAAGAAUUGCAGUCCAAGAUCGCCGAAUCCGAAGAAAAGCGAAGACGUACAAAACGCGCAUUGAAAGAAGCGUUGGAAAAUACAUCAGGAGUUACAAGCCGCCCAGUCAGCUACAUUGCCCCUGAAAGAGCCAUUGGCUCACCGGGACCGAAAGUCGAUGUCACAGGCGCGGAAACAUUAAGUGAACAAGCAGACGAAGAAGAGAUCACAGGCGCUUCUACUCCGAAGAAGUCGGCCCUCUCUCAAUUCAACGGCAUCUACGACCCUGAAUCAGAUGAGGACGAAUUUUUCGAUGCUAUCGACACGGGAGACAUUCAAGUGGAGGACCGGACGACUGCGGCUGAAGUUCAUCGUGAGAAGGUGUCCGAAGAUGAAGGUUCUGAACUCAGGGUUAUAAAACGCAAUGAAAUAGCACCGUCCUUCAUGGGAUACGAGGACCCUGUGAGGAAAAAACUUGGUAUGGAUUACGAUAACAGACCAAGAAUCUCCUUAUGGGGUAUCCUCAAAUCUAUGAUUGGCAAGGAUAUGACUAGGAUGACUCUUCCGGUUUCUUUCAACGAGCCGACUUCACUACUUCAAAGGGUUGCGGAAGACUUGGAGUACACGGACCUCCUUGAUAUUGCUGCUGAUCGACACGAUUCAUUGGAACGUCUCGUUUAUGUAGCUGCGUUUGCUGCUAGUGAAUAUGCUUCGACAAUCGGCCGUGUCGCAAAGCCAUUUAAUCCUCUUCUCGGCGAGACAUUCGAAUAUGUCAGACCAGACAAGGGGUACCGCUUCUUUAUCGAACAGGUUAGCCACCAUCCCCCGAUUGGUGCAGCCUGGGCUGAAUCGACCAAGUGGGAUUAUUAUGGGGAAUCGGCUCUUAAGUCGAAGUUUUAUGGUAAAUCUUUCGACAUUAAUCUCCUUGGGACGUGGUUCUUGAAGAUGCGUCCUAUCUCAGGGGGAGAAGAACUUUACACCUGGAAGAAAGUUACGUCAUCAGUUAUCGGCAUUAUCACGGGAAAUCCCACAGUUGAUAACUACGGAUUGAUGGAGAUCAAGAACUGGACAACGGGCGAGGUUUGUUAUCUUGACUUCAAACCGAGGGGUUGGAAAGCAUCCUCGGCCUACCAAGUGACCGGGAAGGUUGUAGAUCGGGAUGGCACUCCGAGAUGGAGUAUUGGUGGUCGAUGGAACGACAAAAUAUACGCUCGUCAUACUCCUGGUUUCGAAGCACAGGUAACUGGCCAAGAACCAGAAUCGGCGAAGACAUUCUUGGUAUGGCAAUGUAGCAAUCGCCCGAGUGGGGUUCCAUUUAACUUGACACCCUUUGUUAUCACGCUGAACGCGCUCCCGGCGAAUCUCAAAGGGUAUCUACCUCCUACCGACACAAGGCUUCGUCCUGAUCAACGCGCAAUGGAGGAGGGCAAGUAUGAUUUUGCUGCCGAUGAGAAACACCGGGUCGAAGAGAAACAACGUGCUAAGAGAAGGGAAAGGGAGCAAAAAGGAGAAGAAUAUUCUCCUAAAUGGUUCAGUCGAGGAAAAUGUCCCAUCACAGGCGAAGAGUUUUGGAAUCACACUGGCAACUACUGGAAAUGCAGAGAGGAGCAGGACUGGAGCCGUUGCGAGGAUAUCUUUUAG